UAAACUAAUCAAUCAACACAUCCAUCUCACGCAGCCGUUGGUUGGGCCCUUCCUUUCCUUUCCUUCCAUGGAAGUUCUCUUCUCCAUUUCUACUUACUUCCCACCUCUUCCUCCUCCUCCUCCUCCUCGUCUUCCUCUAUCUAAACCCCGCUUCUCUCAACCGGCCUCCUCAAGGAUCUCUCCCAUUAGCGCUCUCAGCUUCUCUUCUCUUCAGGCAGUGUCAUGGAGGCUGAGGCUCACAGUCCCUGCACCCUGCAUCAGCAGAAAUUGCGGUGAAGUGGCGAAUAAUUUUGGCGUGUACGGAGAUUCUUGUCGAGGGUUUUGGUUGCAGAAGAUAUGCAGGGCCAGUGAUGGUUUGCAGUUGGAUGAUUUCAAGGAACGAUUCUCUGUUGCAUUUGCCCAAUUACUUGUCUGGGUGAUGCUGUUCACGUCAGUCUCCUUCGCUAUUAGCAGUGCCCCCUCAUGGGCACUGAACGAGGAGAAUUUACUCUUCCUGGAGGCAUGGAGGACGAUUGACCGUGCAUAUAUUGAUAAGACCUUUAAUGGACAGAGCUGGUUCAGGUAUAGAGAGAAUGCUCUUCGUAAUGAACCCAUGAACACAAGGGCUGAGACAUAUACAGCUAUAAAGAAGAUGGUUGCAACGCUAGAUGAUCCAUUCACUCGUUUUUUGGAGCCUGAAAAGUUUAAGAGUUUGAGGUCUGGAACUCAAGGUGCUCUUACCGGUGUAGGGCUGUCAAUUGGGUAUCCAGGAGGACUCAAUAAGUCAUCUUCGGGGCUCAUGGUAAUUUCGGCAGCACCAGGAGGUCCUGCCUAUAGAGCUGGAAUCUCAUCUGGGGAUGUUAUACUUGCAAUUGACAAUUCAAGUACAGAGAGUAUGGGCAUCUAUGAUGCUGCUGAACGACUGCAGGGUCUGGAGGGAAGCGUGGUUGAGUUAACCAUUCAAAGUGGAACUGAAACAAAACACCUAGCAUUGAAGCGAGAGAAAGUAUCGCUUAAUCCAGUCAAGUCAAGGCUAUGUGAGAUACCAAGCUCAGGAAGGGAUUCUCCCAGGAUCGGUUAUAUCAAAUUAACAUCAUUCAACCAAAAUGCUUCUGGUGCUGUAAGAGAAGCUAUUGAAACUCUAAGGAGUAAUAAUGUGAAUGCCUUUAUCUUGGACCUGCGAGAUAAUAGUGGUGGCCUUUUUCCUGAAGGAGUUGAAAUUGCUAAAUUGUGGCUGGACAAAGGGGUGAUAGUGUAUAUAUGUGAUAGUCGUGGUGUCCGAGACAUAUAUGACACAGAUGGAAGCAGUGCUAUGGCAUCUUCAGAACCAUUGGCUGUGCUGGUGAACAAGGGUACUGCUAGUGCAAGUGAAAUAUUAGCAGGAGCAUUGAAAGACAACAAACGGGCAAUUGUAUUUGGGGAACCGACAUAUGGAAAAGGCAAAAUUCAGUCAGUUUUCCAGUUAUCUGAUGGCUCUGGAUUAGUCGUUACAGUUGCUCGUUACGAAACACCUGCUCAUACUGAUAUUGAUAAGGUUGGUGUGAUUCCUGACCAGCCCCUACCAACGUCUUUUCCUAAGGACGAGGAAGGAUUUUGUGGCUGCCUCCAAGACCCAGCCGCAGCUUGCUAUGUUAACAGAGCCCAGCUAUUCACGAGAUGAUGACUUUCAAAGUUCAAGCCAAUCCCCGGGCGACAUUCUUUUAUGAAGAUUCCUUCUUACAUAUUUUUUCUCAAGCAUUGUCUAUGGCUAGAACUAUUAUUUGGGAGUUAGCCUGUAUGCCAGAUGCAGAUGCGAUAAGUGCAGUAUGUUUGAUUCAUGUAUCUGUCAUUGAUUGAGUACCCAACUACGGGAAAUCUUAAGCAAUCCUACCUCUUAAUUACGUA
Punica granatum (pomegranate) is the source of this 1863-nucleotide messenger RNA. The record is from RefSeq and is a predicted model, not a curated record. Lineage: Eukaryota; Viridiplantae; Streptophyta; Magnoliopsida; Myrtales; Lythraceae.